This is a messenger RNA of Enterospora canceri, 399 nucleotides long. NCBI's taxonomy places the organism in Eukaryota, Fungi, Microsporidia, Enterocytozoonidae. The record is from the annotation of a GenBank genome assembly.
AUGGAAAGCAAAAGGAUAAAAACAGACGAAAUUGGCCAUUUCACGACACGCGUGGACACGUUGCUUGCUACGACGACUGAACAGACUCAAAAGAACGAAGCGAAUGAGGAGAAGCCAGAGCAGAAAGCGUACAAAGCGAGUGAAAACAUAAAGAAGUUUCUGGUGUCAGAUGAUGGAUUAUCACGAAUUGUGAGGAUUCUGAGAGUGAACAAGAAGAAGAGUGUGAUGGAUCAGGUUGAUUACGUCAUUGACUUCUACAUGACAUGGGCCAGCAGUGUCCCAGUCAGAAAGACGCUGCAAAUCAACAAAUACGACGUAUUGAAGUUCAUUGAGGUGUUUCUGGGAGAGAAGACCAAGUUGGAUGAAGAAGAGUGGAAUCAGGCAGUUCGUCGUGUCUGA